Molecule: messenger RNA, 4282 nt
Organism: Colletotrichum destructivum
Lineage: Eukaryota; Fungi; Ascomycota; Sordariomycetes; Glomerellales; Glomerellaceae
Exons: 8
Coding region: 1260-3845 (861 amino acids)
Source: RefSeq, a predicted model, not a curated record
CAAGAGCCAAUGGCGGUGUUGUCAAGAGCUUAUCUUGUUCAUCUCGUGCCGCGCACAUGCAUGUCAUUAACCGGGGGCAUCAACACACACACACACACACUCAACGGGAUUGGAUGCGUCUGCGAGGGGGUGUCUCGGGUAGCCAAGACCGCGUGACAACCUUGUCGUCGUCGUCUUCUUCUGCUUGUUCUUCUUCCUCCUCCUCCUCCUCCUCCUCCAGGCUGCUCUCCUCGUUCCAUGUAUGUGUAUGUACUGUGCUCUUCCCAUGUUCAUGCUUACCCCUCACCCCUCAUCUAACCCCCCUUCACUCUCUCACUUCCUCUUUCCUCUCUGAAGUGAGAUCUGGGCUUCAUGGACCGGGUGGAUCCGCACGUUGGCUGCUGUGUCUGUGUUAGAAACAAUCGAGCUGAUUCCAGUUCUGGAGUCGUGAAAGAGCCUUUUUACAAUACAACAUUCGGGCCCGCUUCCCAUGAGUUCGACAGCAACCGACCAUCCAUCGUAAUCACAUCCAUCCCCUUCAACUCUCGCCAAGACCAGCUCUCAAUGCAGUGUGCUCCGCUUUCCAUGAAUACCACAUCCGUGGCUCAACCCUACCUCUGUGUGUAUCUUCCGUCCGUGUAGGCGCAUGCAACCACGAGUCCAAGUAUGACAGGCCCCCGAUGACCUUCAGGCGAGCAGGGUGAAUGCAGCAGUUGGCAUGCCUUGUGCCCCCUGCUGCCUGUCUGCAUUGCUUCCCACCCCCUGGGCCAGAAAAAGAUGCUCACACGAGCUGGUCCGAAGGAACAUGCCCAUCAGCCUCACUUCCGUUCCAUUUACCUCUCUCCCUCCCUCUCUCUCACUCACUCACUCAUCCACACACACACACACAUACACACACACUCACUCGCACCACAUCAGUGAGGUCUUUACAUUUCAACCCACUCCGUCCGCGUAUUCCAACUGUGUGGCCCAUCCCCCUGUCUUUGAUGCAAAUCUUGCGUUCCUAGCGGCGGCCACACCUGUCUGUCACUCGGUCACACACCCGUCGCGUCGUGUGCUGCCACCCCACGGCCGGGCUUUACUUGAAAUCUGACCUCGCUCCCCCUCAUCUGCGUCGCAGUCUUGGACGUGAAGUCCACUUUUUGUGAAAGUUCCCGUCUGUCAUCGCUGCUAGACUUCGCUCAUGACCUUUUAACACCGCCGCGCAUCCAAUGCCCAUCAUCUCAUAAGGCGCCUUCGACAGAGGGUUUUUUGGUCGUCCUCCUUUCCCGCUUCCCCCAAUGGCAGGUCCUAUCCAGCUGGGGGAUGUCAUCAAUUUCAGCAAGCUCGCCUGGGACGUCUAUCGAUUCGGUUGGGAUAACGACUUCAACGCAACAAGGCAAUAUUCUGAAUUCGGCCGCGACGUACGAGGGCUUGCCGAGAACCUCGACAUCCUCAGUCGCGUGGUGAACAAAGCGGACCAAUCACUGCGCCAAGAAGGAGCCUUCAAGCCGUUGCGCUGGGAUCGCUCGUCCCUCGACGACAUCCUUGGAGACUACGAGGAAACCCUCACCGAAUGCUUCCAUCUGAUUGAGAACAAUCAUCGUUAUCGUCUCAGCAGUGGCCCACUCAAGAACAUCGAGUGGAAUGUUCUUGUAGCGCCUUCUGCAGAUCGACUACGAGCGCGUAUAGCACUACACAACUCGAAAGUCCUUCAUGUGCUGAAGCCGUUUGAAAUCGAUCUGCUGUGCCGGGUCAGGGAGGACAUACGCCUCGUACACCAGGAUCUUGCCCAGCGCAUCAACGCUGUGCAUCUUGACUUGCACCGCCUCAUUGGAGUUCUGGUCCCGGACCUCGAGCAAGCUCUUGCUCAGCAGGCUCAUCGAGAGCUAGUUCAACUUGAGAUACCAGUCACUGUUGCCGAGGGCUUCCAGCACUCGUGGACGGCAGAGAGGCCGGAGGAUGGUUUGGAUCCAGGCCUUCGGGAGAUGGCAGAUGCCUUCGUCCUCCACUACCACAGGUCCACGAUAAACUUCACCGCCGGCAUCCUCGUGGAGAAUCGGAUCCCCGAGCUUGAGCAGUAUGUGAGCCUCUUGAAGUGUGUCUGGGUGAUGCAGCGCAUUCGCGAAUCGCCCGAGCUACACCAAUCGACCACGGGCUUGUCACACUGGCCUUCAUACAUCCAAGAGCUCGAAGAUGACCUCGGCUCUCAAUGCGAUCGCUUCAGGCAAGACCUCGUGGCACCAAGCUUGAUCGGUUUGACGCCUGAGAUGUUGGGCAUCUGGCCUGAGAAAGAGCUGGCGCAGCUAGUGGAUGUGGUGACAAGGGACGCGCUCAUGGAACAAGUCUUGAACAUACCAAUGCAAGGAGCCGCCGCCAAUGUCCAAAGAAAACUCCAACUGCUCCGCCGGAUGGGUGCAGACGGGAAGCGCUUCCGUGUCAACAUCUCCGGUGUGGAGCAAGGAGGCACGAGUAGGAAUUCGCGUCGCCAAGCCGAGACCAUCGACUUCGACAUCACGUCCGUCAUCGUCAACCCAUUAUAUGCCGUUCCGUCCAACUCCGGCGCAUGGGACAUGAUCUUGCGGAAGGACGAGCGGGUCGCCAAGCUGGCUUUCAUGCAGCUCAAGGACGCCGUCAAAUUCCAGCAAGCUGUCACUGGCUUCAAGGCCUUUGAUAAUUAUAGCCAGUAUAAGGCCAUGGUCAGCUUCGUCGUCUCAGGCAAGGGAGAACCGAUUGUUGAGAACGCCUGCAUACAGCUGUGGAUUCCAAAGCAGCUCGACGGACAACUCGUCACAAACAACGAGUCUUUGGUCGAGAAAACCAAUUCAACAAGGUCUGGAUCCGUGUUAUCUUCGGCAACCAACACAGCAUCGAGACAGAACACCAUUCGUGGGCCUUGGGACACCGCCAACCCCUUUGCGACCAGCCCGACUGAUACGGUGUCCAUGUGGAACAGUAUGGGUUCGCCAACAGGAUCUGCAGCGCAGAGCCCGUCGAUUUCACCACCAUCGGCGAUGAACAACCCGGCAGGGGCUCGGUCUCCGAUGGCUAUCCCGCGCCGGCCGGUGGGUUCGGGAAGCAGACAGACGGCGGCGUCACCACCUAGUGGUAGCCGGCAAGCAACUACUUCGACAUCGCCAACCAGUCCUCGGUCGUCGAGCUUGUUUCCGGGGUCGUGGCAAUCGAGGGCGCCAUCCGUAUCAACAACCAACACGCGCGCCGACAGGACGUUCAGCAUGUCGAGCAACAUAUCAACAACCACGUCGCCAUCGAACAACAGUUCGAGUGGCAGCGAAGCGCGUACGGCGACUGUCAGCAUCGGCGGACACACAACGGGGACCGUCCACCGGCGUCCACCCAAGCCCAUGCUGGUGUUGUUCACACAGAAUCCGCAGACGGGUGCGCUGACGAUGGUGACGGUAGACAUUGACGAAGACACUGAGGUCAAUCCGGACCGGUGCAACUGCCGGCGGUCAGGACGGGACGGGUCAUCGUGCCAGAUCGCCGCCAUCGAACAGAGCCGGGGUAAGGUGGAGAUGUCGGUGCGACGGUUCGAAAGCCACGAUGGCGACGUCGACUGGAAUCUGGCCAAGCUGGCUCUCGGUCGGCGAGGGGAAAGGGAGCACGCCGCGGCUGCUUGGAAGGACGUCCGGCGCAUCAGCAUCAUGUUCCCGACUGCUGAGGACAGAGCCAAAUUUGGAGGAACGCCCAACAACUGUCAGUGCAGUACGAGAACGGAGGCGGAGCUGGGCCAGUGCCUCAAAAAGAUGCACAAAGGAUUCCUGGGACUCGUCAGGGAAUCGGGUCGACAGCAGCUCAACGAGUACCAUCGGACCAGAUUCGGGUCGCAACAUGAUGUGGUUCGCGGGAUGAGAGACGACUAUUGAUGACGGGCUAGGAGGGCGCGCUGUCCGGCUUGGCGUGAGUCUUUGAUGAAUGACAGGGCUGAAUUGUAUGAAAGCGAUCCGGCAUUGAGCGUUAGAACAGUGGUAUGUAUGUAGGUACGGAUACAUGAUGAGGAACCGCUGUGGCGGCGUCAGGACUAGGUAUUGUGUGCCGCGUUUCCAUACAUUGGCCGACCAUGCGAGACAGAGGUGAGCCGAAGUGUUUGCUGGUCAUUGUACAACCGCCAACCGGCCGAGUCGGAGGCGACAUCAGUCUUGUUGAUGUGCAGGUUUCCUUGACGUCUCCGCGGCGAGCCCCUCGAAGUACGGCUCUGCGUCACGAGCGGAGUUCGCCGAUGACAGAUGGAGACUCGCCCGUGAGCAUGUGAGAUGGGAGACAGAUGGAAGGCGGAAGUAAACCGGCUUUGCAUUCGUCUGCU